CGCCCCCGCCAUGCUGUGCCCGCUGCUGUGCCCAUGGCUGCGCGCUCUGACCCGGGCGGGCCCGCGGGGCCCGGCUGCCCGUGAGCGCCGCGGCGCCGCGAUGUUCCCCGCCUGCUGCUGCGCCGGCAAGGCCAGGCCGCGGCUGCUGCUGCCCCUGGACCCCUACGGCCAUGGGCUGCUGCCCCCCGUGCCCCCGGACGGCGGCCGGGGCCGGGCCCACGGCAAGAGGAAGAGCUGGAACUUCAUCCACGAGAAGAUGAGCUACGACACCUUCUUCACCAUGAAGCGGCUGAUCGAGCGCUCGCGCAGCGUGGGCGAGGUGCUGCGCUGGGUCACGCAGAACCCAGGCAAGGUGUCGGCCAGCCACUACCCCAUCGCGCUGCACAAGCUGGGCCAGCUCCUGCAGCAGCAGCCGGGGCCGCCCGCGGGGGCCGGGGCUGGGCACGGGCCCGCGGGGCAGGUGCUGGAGCAACCCGAGUUUCACGCGCUGUGCCAGGCCAUCGUCAGCGGCUGCGCCAAGUUCGACAACUUCAGCAUCGUCAACUGCCUGUACGCGGCGGCUGCGCUGGGGCUGCCCGGGGAGUCGCCGCUCGUGCGGGUGCUGGAGGACGAGUCCCGCAGCCGCCUGGGCCGCUUCAACCAGAAGGACGUGUCGAUGGUGUUCAGCAGCGUGAUGCGGCUGCACCCCUCCAGCCCACACCCCCUGGUCGAGUCCUGCCUCAGCAGCCUGGAGCGGCACCUGGAGAAGGAGCGGCACCCGCAGACCCUCUUCCUGCUCCUCUCCUACUACCGCCUGCGGGCGCAGGCGCUGCAGGGCCACGCGGCCUCCGACCAGCAGCUCAUCAACAACCGCAAGAUCCUGCGGCUGGUGCGGCACACGCUGGGCCAGGUGAGCGCCAUGCGGGAGCACGAGCUGGCGCUGCUGGACGAGAUGCUGGCCCUGUGCGCCCAGGAGGCCAACAACAAGGCCCUGGAGGCCAUCUUCAGCUCCCAACUCUUCUACGAGAACCGGCAGGAGCGCUUCAUCCGCAGCAUGGCAGAGUGGCUGCCCCGGAAGGCGGAGAACCUGACCCCCUACACCAUGGCCCUCAUCGCCAAGUACGUGGCGCGGCACCGGCUGCGCGAGCCGCGGCUGCUCGACACCAUCGCCAACUUCCUACUGAAGCGCGGGGAGCAGCUGGACAGCAAGGUGAUCCAGAAGCUGGUGUUCCCCUUCAGCCGGAUGAACUACCGCCCCUCCAACCAUGGGGAGCUCUUCCCCAAGCUGGAGGCCAUCCUGGAGCAGAAGGCUGGCAGCUCACCGCUGGCCACCGUCAACAUCCUCAUGUCCAUGUUCCAGCUCAGCCACUUCCCCCAGACCGUCCUGCACCAGGUCUUCUCCCCAGCCUUCAUCACCAACGUCAUGAGCAGCCCCUACGCGCUGAUCGUGCGCCGGUACCUGUCGCUGCUGGACGCGGCGGUGGAGCUGGAGUUCCGGGAGUACAGCGGCCCCCGGCUCGACCCGCGGUACCGCGUCCUCAUGUUCGAGCACGCCCUGACCGCUGACGAGGCCAACAGGAAGUACAGCUACAAGGGGCUGGUGGCCGAGGCACUGCGGCAGCUGGUGGGGGAGGAGUGCUACCGACAGGACGAGGUGCUGCCCCCGGGGUACUGCACAGAUUUCCUGCUGUGGAUAAACCGUUCGGGCACAGUGCUGCCUCUCUCCCGCGUUCCGGCGGCUUCCAAGGCUCCCCCGGCCACGUCCCCUGCCGCCAUGUCCCUGCGCUCCAGCGUCCUAGCCCUCACCUCGGACUUGCAGGACUUUGCCCCAUUUGCUCCAGAGACGCCCAGCAGCCCCCCAGGCCCCCGGGAGAGCGGCCGGGCCGGGCGGUUCCUGCCCGCGCUCUGCCCGGCCCUGGGGGGCCCCUGCUUCCAGCCCCCCUCGGACUAUUACUGUGGGCUGAGCAAGGAGCCAUCCCUGGGCAGCCCGGGCAGCUCCACACUCAGCAGCCCCUCCGAGUGCCUCUCGGCUCCACCGCCGGGCACCCCCGACUGCUCCCCCCGCGCCUCCGCCGCCUCCCUCUUCCAGUUCCCCAUCGGCAAGAUCCUGGAGGAGGAGGAGGAGGCCGCCGGCCGCCCUGGCCACGAGCACGGCUGCUUCCAGGGGGAGCAGGCCCAGGAGGACCCCGAGGAGCGGAGCCCCCCCGCCAGUGAUGAUGCCGGCCCCCCGCCCUCGCCGUGCCGGCCCAGCCCCAAGCGGGGCCCGGGCGAGGGGCCACAGGGCACCGAGGAGAUCCAGAGGGUGGUGCUGUCAGUUAAUGACAAGUGGCACUACUGCCAGAACUCCGACAUCCUGGUGGGAUCCCGCGCCAUGAGGGACCGGCACCUGCGGCUGCUGGGAUACUGUCUGGUGCAGCUGCCCUACACGGAGCUGGAGAAGGUGAGUGGCAUCGAGGAGGCCAAGCACUACCUGCGGCAGAAGCUGAGGGAGCUGCGCUUCUGAGGGAUGGACCCGGGGGGGGGGGGGGGGGGGCCAGGUGGGUGCUGCCAGCCCCUUCCCCUGGGCAGGGGGAUAUGGAGCUGCCCCCCAUCCUGGGGGGCCAGGGGGAUAUGGAGCUGCCCCCCGUCCUGGGGGGCCGGGCUGUGGGCCCAGGCUGUGGGCACCUGUUCCCACGGGGGCGGGGGCCUGUGAGAUUAUUUAUUGCCGUUAUGGGGGGCUGGGGUAUGACUUGAGGGGUGCGGGGGGGUUGGUGCUGGGGGUGGGGGGAAGGUCCCUCAUGGCCCCCCUGCAGUGGCUCUGCCACCCCAGUGUCGCUGCAGGGGCCAGGCCUGGGCUCCCCUCGGCACUGGGGGUGUCCCUGUGCCCCCAACAGCUGCCAGGAGGGGGUUUGGGCCUGGCCCCUCCCUGGGGUGCUGGGGGUCCUGCGGGGCUACAGCAGACCCCGCGCAGGGCUGGGAGCGGGUGUGCA
This is a messenger RNA of Lepidothrix coronata (blue-crowned manakin), 2948 nucleotides long. It is a transcript of the gene FASTK, whose product is annotated as Fas activated serine/threonine kinase. NCBI's taxonomy places the organism in Eukaryota, Metazoa, Chordata, Aves, Passeriformes, Pipridae. Gene Ontology annotation, biological process: regulation of mitochondrial mRNA stability; mitochondrial RNA processing. The transcript is spliced from 9 exons. The coding region runs from base 11 to 2482 and encodes 823 amino acids. Gene Ontology annotation, molecular function: RNA binding. The record is from RefSeq and is a predicted model, not a curated record. Gene Ontology annotation, cellular component: mitochondrial matrix; ribonucleoprotein granule.